Messenger RNA from Caenorhabditis bovis, 495 nucleotides. The record is from the annotation of a GenBank genome assembly. NCBI's taxonomy places the organism in Eukaryota, Metazoa, Nematoda, Chromadorea, Rhabditida, Rhabditidae.
AUGGCGACGAAGAAUGUUAUCGAAAUUGAGGAUGCUGUAGAAGUAGGGCCUCCUCGAAAGCGAGUCAAAUUCAAUCAUUUCGCCGAGGAGGUCCUCUUCGUGGUCGUCGAAGGGCCGAGGAAAGGAGUGAAGAGGACGAGAGUCAACGGGCCGGAGAUUCGGAAGGUGAAGGUGGAUGUGAACGAGUCGCCGGCGAAGAGGAGACGACCGAAGGAAGUGUCGCAGGAGGAGAUGCUGGCCACGUUCGGCACCGAUGCCGAGCCAAUCGAGAUCGACACGACGCCGCACAGCUAUUUUUGCUAUCGAUACUGUGUGGCCGGUUGUGCGCAUGACUGCCCGUGCCGAAAAGAUCAGGCGGACGGCGAAUCGGGAGUGGGCCGCGAUGGAGCCGGUGACGGAUGGAAUGGCGGAGCAGGAGUGACGGUUGGCGGAGAAGGCGGCGGCGGCGGCGGCGUUGGUGAAGCCGAGAUGGAGCGUGUUUGCGGAGGAGGAUGA